Loxodonta africana (African savanna elephant) is the source of this 1676-nucleotide messenger RNA. Its product is annotated as olfactory receptor 52D1-like. The transcript has a single exon. NCBI's taxonomy places the organism in Eukaryota, Metazoa, Chordata, Mammalia, Proboscidea, Elephantidae. Gene Ontology annotation, cellular component: plasma membrane. Gene Ontology annotation, molecular function: G protein-coupled receptor activity; olfactory receptor activity. Bases 651 to 1676 code for a protein of 341 amino acids. The record is from RefSeq and is a predicted model, not a curated record. Gene Ontology annotation, biological process: G protein-coupled receptor signaling pathway.
CGAUUUGUAUUUGGGCUGAUAAAAUAUAAACAGAGAAAGCAAAGUAAAUGCAAAAUUACAGCUUUAUGUUCAAAAGUCAAUGACAGAUCACUAAGAGUUGUCAAAAUUGACUCUUAUAGUGAACACUUAUCGAAAUAUCUACAUACAGAUUAGUCAUCAGCUUGUGGAGAUUACAACAACAUAUGGUCCCAUUGAAAAGCACAUGGAUUGUAAUGGAAGAAUGAAAAAAAUAAAAAAAUCUUACUAAGGGCUGGUUUAGAAGGGAAGGCUUCUGCAGGCAAUAAAAUUUUCCCAGGGAUUUAAAAAAUAGAAAAGGGAGAAAUAAAGGAAGAAGACUCACUGUGAGGGAGCAAUGGCAUGACUACAGAGCAUCGGCAAAAAUACCCACAGGUACAUGUGGACAGUCAGUAAGUGAUGCACAAGAUACAAUUGGAAAUAAGUCAGGGAUGGUCAGAAUGUGCAGAAGCUUACAUGCCUAACUUAGUGCUUGGAAUACAAAACUCAAAAUAUGACUGGAAAGGAAAGCAGAUGCAAAAAAAGAAAAGAAUAUAUGUAAUAAAGUCUGUGAUUGCUGAACAAGUGAAUAACAACAAAUCUUUUUUUCUCAGUCUGAAGAGAUUAUUUCCUAGGAAGAUCAUCUGUUCAUCUGAAUGAACCAAAGACCAACAGGGCAGACAUACCAACACUGCUUGGAUAAACUCCUUCAUUUGUCAAGCAGCAUGUCAGAUUCUAACAUCAGUGAUAACACUCUCUCAGCCACUCUCUUUCUGACAGGAAUCCCAGGGAUGGAGGACAGUCAUAUCUGGAUUGCUAUCCCAUUUUGUGUCAUGUACCUGGUGGCACUAGCUGGAAAUACUUCCCUUAUUUUGGUCAUUGUGACAAGUAAUACUCUUCAUGAACCCAUGUACCUCUUCCUUUGCCUUCUCUCACUCACCGACUUGGCCCUCGGCUCGACCACAGUGCCCAAGACGCUGGCUAUUUUGUGGCUCCAUGCUGGUGAGAUUUCCUUUAAUGGCUGCCUGGCCCAGAUGUUUUGUGUACAUUCUGUCUAUGCUCUGGAGUCCUCAGUUCUUCUUGCCAUGGCCUUUGAUCGAUACGUGGCUAUCUGCAAACCUCUCAGAUAUACAACCAUCCUCAACCAUGGUGUCAUAGGCAGAAUAAGCUUUCUUGGACUAUUCCGUAGUAUAACUGUUGUUUCCCCCUUCAUCUUCUUGCUGAAGCGACUGCCCUACUGUGGGCACCGUGUCAUGGCACACACAUACUGUGAGCACAUGGGCAUUGCUCGACUAGCCUGCGCCAGUAUCACUGUCAAUGUUGUCUAUGGACUGACUGUAGCCCUGCUGGCAAUGGGUCUGGAUUCCAUCCUCAUUGCCAUAUCCUAUGGUUUUAUCCUCCAUGCUGUCUUUCGCCUGCCAUCCCAUGACGCUCGGCACAAGACUCUGAGUACCUGUGGUUCCCAUCUUGGAGUCAUCCUGGUUUUCUACAUUCCUGCCUUCUUCUCCUUCCUCACUCACCGCUUUGGCAGACACCGUGUCCCCAAGCAUGUGCACAUCUUUCUGGCUAAUCUCUAUGUGCUUGUGCCUCCUGUACUCAACCCAAUCAUCUAUGGGGCCAGAACCAAGGAGAUCCGGAGUCAACUUCUAAGAAUGCUUCGCUUGAGGAAGGACUUAGUAUAG